CUUAUCGGAGUGUGAUAUGAUCCUUCCCCAAACUCGAGUAGAGCGAGGUUCGAUAUUAGUCAUCACAGAGUUUAGCAUUUGAUAUACGUGUGUGCCACCAAACUACCAAUUGAUCUCCAUAUAAGCUUCACUGAAAACUCCAUUGAAUUUUCUACGCCAUGUCUCACCACGGGGACCACGUGCAAUGUGACCACUCGAAGGGCAGGGUGCAUGCUGCGGCGUCUCAGACCGUCAUGGAGAACUCGCUCAUGAUGAAAGAAGAGUGGAGGCUGGAAGACUGGGAAGAGAUCUACGAGAAAGUGGAACACACCAGUAGCAAGGGUCAUCCCUCGGAACAAUUAGUGACAUACGUGAAGGAGCUGCUGCCCUCCGAACCUGCCAGGGUGUUGGUACCCCUCUGCGGCAAGUCCCCGGACCUGCGAUGGCUGUACGAGCGCGGCAACACUGUGGUGGGCGUGGAGGGCAUCGAGAAGCCUGUGCGGGAGUUCUUCGAAAAGUAUCCGGACCUGCAGCACUCUGUCGAGGACCUGCCUUUCGGAAAGGUGUACAAGAGUCAGGACGAGCGGCUGCAGGUGUUCGUGUGUGACGUCACGCAGAUCCCCGAGGGCGCCCUGGGGAAGUUUGACGCCGCCUUCGACUGGGGCUCCUACACCGCCAUCAGGCCAGCCGACAGGCCGAGGUACGCCGAGGUGAUGCUGGCCGCCAUGGGGGAGAACUUCCGGUACUUCCUGGAGGUGUGCCACGACGGGCCUCCCGGGGCGAAGGGGCUGCCCCACUCCAUCCCUUUCAGGACCAUCAAGCUGGAGUUCGGAGUGUCCUUAAAGCUGCGGGUGUUGGCCACCAAGGACAUCAGCGAGGAGUGGGGAGUGGACUCCUUCUUCAACAGUUUCAUUUUGAUGUCCGACAAGGAGUUGUAGGCGUCGGGGGUGUGGCGUCGUGUUUUUCAUCACGUUAUAUUUUGGUAAAGGUGUUGGAGUAUUGCCUGAACUCGAGCCUGAAAUACACACACAAACAAUUCAGAAUGUAGUAGAUGCACCUAUAUACGUAGUUGUGCUCUUUUGCUUCAUAUAAUUAAUUAUGUUCUUAUGUUCUUAUGAGUAAUUAUUGUUUUUGUUCAGACCUUAGUAAUCAUCAAAAAAAGAAUGAGGUUAGAGAUAAAAUAAACCUCUGUUGACAAUUAUAGCUCAUAUGCUAGGAAAUGGCGUAUAUAUAUAUAUAUAUAUAUAUAUAUAUAUAUAUAUAUAUAUAUAUAUAUAUAUAUAUAUAUAUAUAUAUAUAUAUAUACUUUAAUAAAGCUCGUGAAGUGCAGCGUUUGUCGUCACUGAUGUAUGGAGCAAAAUAUGAUUGUGUAUUCGUAAUCAAAGCUUCAAACACGUACUGUACACAUUCACUACUCCCUAUGAAGCAAAUAAGUGUAUCAUUUCUCCUCUGGAAGUCGUGUAAGCACCGGCUGGCCCCGAGAGUGGCAGCGCGUAUCACAACCUUAUGUAAGGCAUCACGUGCGAGUAAAUAAAAGAUAAACAUCUCAGGGAUUAUGACCCAUACACAUCGGUUAUCCUGUGAGAUAAGAAAUACUGUAACAUAGCAUAGGAAUGCAGAAUCAGCAAUAUAAGCUACCUUUAAGUCUGUAUUUAAGGCAACACCAUGACUUAGAAAUAAUGGAAAAAAUAACGCAUUACACUCCAGUGUUGUCAUAUAACUUAUAGGAACAAUCAUCCAUUAUUCACUGCAUAAGCUAUUGUACUGUACACCGUUACACCUUGUGGGAAGUGGUCCGUAAGCUUCUACUUUUCCUUUACAGUCUUCAGUUAACCUUUGUGGUCCAAGAACUAGGGAUCAGGUGGGCUCGUGGAAGCAAAGACUAAUCAUAGAAGUUAUAAUUUGACUUUGCGUGGAAGGGGGCUCGGCACGCGACUGAAAGGUCGUGUUGGCCGCGUCCCGCGGUUGCCACUCGGCGAGGAGGUAUUGUCUUGCCAACAUCCACUGCAUGGUCUUACUUGCCCUAGUCGUAGAAUAACUGAAUGCCCUUUUGAUCCCUUAUAUCCAUUGGCUUUGUAUGUGGAGAUGAGACUUAAAAUGUCGAUGGACUGGUGAGUUAUUGUAUUUAUGAUUUUUUUUCUGUGAAGAACGUCUAGUGGAAUAAAAUGAGGCAGUGAAAAAGUAGUUUGCCAAAGAAUACAGUGUGACUGAUAGGUAAAAGUCAGAUAGAUAGAUCUUGUCAGAGUCAGGUUUAGACAUCCCUCUAAUAGCCUCGGUUCAUCUCUUAGGCGGCAGUCUCCUCAUGCAGCAGGUAACGACUGUCUACAAGGAUAAAGCUGUCUUUCAAGAUGGUUUCAGGUAUUGGAGGUAAGAGCUGCUCCUCCCACUGUCACUCGUCCUGGACCAGCCUGAACCGUGGAUCAUUAAAUGGGUUGGGCGUCGCUGGGCUUCACGCUGCAGCACACUGCCCCUGAACGUGGCUGAGGACUCUUGACAUGAACACCGAGGCCAUAGCCGUGGUUCUUUCUGGUUCACAAAGGAUAUUGUCCCCUUACUCUUUAAUGCAUUAAUGCUAUUUUUAUGGUUUUAGCAGAAAUAUUAUAGAACAUUAACGAAGUCAAAUAAAGGUGCUUGUUGUCUUGCCACA
Eriocheir sinensis (Chinese mitten crab) is the source of this 2626-nucleotide messenger RNA. RefSeq names its product thiopurine S-methyltransferase-like. Gene Ontology annotation, molecular function: thiopurine S-methyltransferase activity. The transcript has 7 exons. NCBI's taxonomy places the organism in Eukaryota, Metazoa, Arthropoda, Malacostraca, Decapoda, Varunidae. The coding region runs from base 159 to 917 and encodes 252 amino acids. The record is from RefSeq and is a predicted model, not a curated record.